GUUUCCUAUCCGGAGCAAAUCAGGUGCAUCGCAGUCUCCCUUCUCGGAGCAGGACUUUGAAGCAGUUCCAAUUGGUCUUUAGCCAGAAAGUACCAGAAGAAGGAGAAGGUUCUUUGGCAUUGUCAGAGGCUUCCUUGAAUCCAAGAUGGAUGAGGAAGACUCAGCUUGCCUCAAAGCAGGAAAAGGGCCUGGUCCCACCACAACUGGAAGCAUUGGGGAAUUCUGGGAAAGAACAGUGCAGAGAAUUCUGGGAGAAGAGAUGCUCCGUUCAGAUGUACAGAGCCAGCCUUUCCGGCAAUUCUGUUACCAGGAGGCUGAGGGGCCCAGAGAGGUUUGCAGCCGACUCCACAAUCUCUGCAUUCAGUGGCUGAAACCGGAGAAGCACACCAAAACCCAGAUGCUGGACCUGGUGAUCCUGGAGCAGUUCCUGGCCAUCCUGCCCUCGGAGAUUGGGAGCUGGGUGAGAGAAUGUGGAGCAGAGACCAGUUCCCAGGCAGUGGCCCUGGCAGAAGGCUUCCUCCUGAGCCAGGCAGAGGACAAGAAGCAGGCAGAGCUGCAGGUGCAUGGCCUGUUUGCAGAAUUGGGCACUGAUUUCCCUGAGGCAGAGAAGGGUCCAUCAGACAGUAAACACAGUCAUGGGCGAGGGAGAAUCACGCGAGAGUUUGAUGGAGGAGCCACCAUGCAGGGUGAAUGGAUGAUGCCAGCAAUACAUAUUCAGCCACCUCUUCUUCAUGGCGGAGGGGAAACAGCUGCCUUGUACCUGGAUCAGGUACAGUGGAGAGAAAAGGGUCUGGUGACCUUUGAGGAGGUGGCUGUGUCUUUCACGGAGGAGGAGUGGGGCCAUUUGGAUCCUGAUCAGAAAUCUCUAUAUAGGACAGUCAUGGAGGAGAAUUCUGGGAUCAUGGCCUUUCUUGAAGGUGGUGAAUGGGAAGCAGAGACGGAGGAAGACCCAAAUGAGGAGCCAUCAGAAAGAGACGGAUGUAAACUGUUGGAUGAGGAGAGAAUAAAAACUGAAGCAAGUCUGGAGAUGAAUAACUCCUUUGCUUUUCAGGACAGUUACUACUAUGAAACCACAGUCCAAGAAAGUAGAGAUGAACAGAAGGAAACAAGUCAGUGUUCUGUGUUUAGGACAAGCUUUGAUGCUGAAUCAACCCUUAACAGCCAUUCUAAAAUCCACACAGAGGAGAAAUCAUUUAAAUGCUUGGAGUGUGCAAACAGAUUCAGUUUUGGAACGUGCCUCACUUCCCAUCAAAGAAUUCACGCAGGAGAGAAACCAUAUGAAUGCUUGGAGUGUGGAAAGAGCUUCUAUGUGAUCACAAGUCUUAGUUGUGUGAGUAGAAAUCUCAGUAAACAUCAUAGAAUCCACACAGGGGAGAGACCUUAUAAAUGUUCAGAGUGUGGAAAGAGUUUCAGUUUGAGGGGAAGCCUCAGCAGACAUCAAACAACUCACACAGGGGAAAAACCAUAUAAAUGCUUGGAAUGUGGAAAGAGCUUUAGCAGAAGGACACACCUCACUGAUCAUCAUAGAAUUCACACAGGGGAGAAGCCAUAUAAAUGUGUAGAGUGUGGAAGGAGCUUCACUCAGAACACACACCUCACUUCUCAUCAAAAAAUUCACACAGGAGAGAAACCAUAUGAAUGUACAGACUGUGGACGGAGCUUCACUUUGAGUUCAAGCCUCAGUAGACAUCAAAGAACUCACAUGGGUGAGAAACGAUAUAAAUGUGCAGAGUGUGGUAAAAGCUUCAGUCAGAAGAUACACCUUACUUAUCAUGAAAGAAUUCACACCGGGGAGAAGCCCAAUAAAUACCUGGAGUGUGGAGAAAGCUGUCAUAAUUCAACCCUUAAAACACAUCUGAGAAUUUCUACAGGAGAGAAACCAUGUGAAUGUUCUGAGUGUGGAAAUAGCUUCUGUUUGAGCACAAGCCUCACUUCUCAUCAAAUCAUACACACAAGCAGAAAUGAUUUGAAUGCUUGUAGUGUGGAAAGAGCUUUAGUGUGAUCGCAAGCCUCACUUGUCAUCAUCAAAGAAUUCACAUGGGAGAAACCAUAUAAAUGUGCAGAGUGUGGAAAGAGCUUCAGUUCAGGCUGAAACCUGAGAAAGCAUCAAAGAACUCGGAGGAGAAACCGUAUAAAUGCUUGGAGUGCGGAAAAAGCUUAAGUGUAAGCCUCUGCCAAAAUCAAAGAACUUACGUGGGAGAAAUGAUAUAAUGCUUUGAGUGUUGAAGUUUCCAUAUGAAUAUAAACCCGAUUUCGCGUCAAAGAAUUAAUAUGAGAUAAACUGUAUAAUUGCCUGGAAUGUGGAACGAGUUUCAGUGAGAAGAUCAAUGUCACUUCUCACCAAAUAACUCACACAGAAAAGAACCCAUAGAAGUCCUUUGUAGUGAGGUUCAGACAGAAUGCAUCCCAUAUUUCACACUGGGGAAGCCCACUUGGAAGAAUGCAUUUAAAGGACUGACUACAUGCACAUACAAACCUUCCCUUCCAUAAGAUUGGACUCUGAACAAUGUUGAAUUUAAUUACUCCUAAUAUUUUUGAAUACCUGAAAGAUAAAUGGAUUGUUUAGAAAUUGUUAA
This is a messenger RNA of Elgaria multicarinata webbii, 2576 nucleotides long. RefSeq names its product zinc finger protein 829-like. Lineage: Eukaryota; Metazoa; Chordata; Lepidosauria; Squamata; Anguidae. The record is from RefSeq and is a predicted model, not a curated record. The transcript is spliced from 6 exons. Gene Ontology annotation, molecular function: DNA-binding transcription factor activity, RNA polymerase II-specific; RNA polymerase II cis-regulatory region sequence-specific DNA binding. The coding region runs from base 146 to 2002 and encodes 618 amino acids. Gene Ontology annotation, biological process: regulation of transcription by RNA polymerase II.